AUGCUUGCUAAACUGAUGCCUAAUGUUGCAGGACCCAGUAACAGCAAGAGAAAUAUCCUAAUGUCAGUCGCUCACUCUAUAAUGCUAUAUGGAGCAGAGGUGUGGGCGGAAGCAGUGUGGGUCAAAAAGUACAGGGCGAAAUUAGCUUCAAUAAAAAGGAAAGGUGCUAUAGGAGUUGGAUGUGUUUAUCGCACAGUUUCUGAAGCGGCGAUUUUGGUCCUAGCUGUUACACUCCCCAUAGACUUUUUGGCUACUGAGAGGAAAAGGGUUUUUGAGGCUAGGGAAAAUAGGGAAGAGAGGGAAACACUACAGAUAGAAAGAAUACGUACCCUAUUCAUUUGGGGAGACAAGUGGACGAACGAAGAAAAGGUUACGUGGACUGCCAGGUUCAUUUAA
This is a messenger RNA of Belonocnema kinseyi, 396 nucleotides long. RefSeq lists its product as uncharacterized. NCBI's taxonomy places the organism in Eukaryota, Metazoa, Arthropoda, Insecta, Hymenoptera, Cynipidae. The transcript has a single exon. Bases 1 to 396 code for a protein of 131 amino acids. The record is from RefSeq and is a predicted model, not a curated record.